Messenger RNA from Callorhinchus milii (elephant shark), 3792 nucleotides. RefSeq names its product proprotein convertase subtilisin/kexin type 7 (gene pcsk7). Gene Ontology annotation, cellular component: trans-Golgi network; Golgi membrane. The transcript is spliced from 16 exons. Gene Ontology annotation, biological process: protein processing. Gene Ontology annotation, molecular function: serine-type endopeptidase activity. The record is from RefSeq and is a predicted model, not a curated record. NCBI's taxonomy places the organism in Eukaryota, Metazoa, Chordata, Chondrichthyes, Chimaeriformes, Callorhinchidae. The coding region runs from base 131 to 2602 and encodes 823 amino acids.
GCAUCGCGAUCGAGUGCAGUGUAAAGACUGAGAGGGACUUCCGCAUCGGCGGCCACAGGCAAUGCUCAGAGAGGGACUGAGUGUGAGAGACCCAUAGCAGCGACUCACACGCGCUCUGGGAUCGGAUCUGAUGAAGAAGCCCAGGUGGAGAGGGCUGGAGGCUGUGCUGCCGGCCUGGCUCUGCCUGUCAGUGUUCGUGCUCUGGCUCCCCAUCGCCCCCUCCAACGGCGACCCCCACCCUGCGGUGACGUCCGGGCUGAGCCCUGAGAGCGAGGGGGAGGUGGGGCCGAGGCCGGGGACGGAGGCCGACGGGGGGACCCUGACGUGGGCCGUUCACUUGACCCUCUCCGAUCGCCCCGGUGACCGAGAGGCCCUGGACCGGCUGGCUGACAAGGUGGCCCGAGCGGCGAGGCUGGACAACCACGGGCAGAUCGGCGAGCUGGCCGGGCACUACCUCUUCGCUCUGCCGCUCCCCCAUCACCCCCUCCCUCGCCCCCCCAGGGACCUCGGGGGAGGGGAGGCGGACUCCGUCCGCAGCAGCAUCGAGAGCUCCCUGACGGAGCACGAGGGGGUGCGCUGGCACUCGGAGCAGAAGCUGCUGAAACGGUCCAAACGUGGGCUGCAGUUCAGCGAUCCCAAGUACCCGCUCCAGUGGCACUUACACAAUCGGAAGAGGGUGGGGAUGGACAUUAACGUGACGGGGGUGUGGGAACGCAACGUGACGGGCAGAAAUGUGACGGUGGUUGUUGUUGAUGAUGGGGUGGAGCACACCGUGCCAGAUAUCCAGGAAAACUACGCUCCCGAAGGAAGUUACGAUCUGAACUCAAACGACCCCGACCCCAUGCCCCACCCUGAUGAACACGGUGAUAACCAUCACGGCACUCGCUGUGCCGGGGAGAUCGCCGCUGCCCCCAACCACUUCUGCGCUGUGGGGGUUGCCUACGGCUGUCGAAUAGCGGGUAUCCGGGUGUUGGAUGGGCCCCUGACUGACAGUAUGGAGGCCAUCGCAUUUAACAAACAUUACCAGAUCAAUGACAUUUACAGCUGCAGCUGGGGUCCCGACGAUGAUGGCAAAACAGUGGACGGUCCCCAUCCCCUGGGGAAGGUGGCCCUGCAGCACGGGGUGAUGGCUGGGCGAAGGGGCUUUGGGAGCAUCUUCGUGGUCGCCAGCGGCAACGGAGGACAGUAUGAGGACAACUGUAACUACGACGGUUACGCCAACUCCAUCUACACCGUCACCAUCGGAGCUGUGGACGAAGAGGGGCGGAUGCCGUUCUACGCGGAGGAGUGCGCCUCCAUGUUAGCCGUCACUUUCAGCAGCGGGGACAAGAUGAUGAGGAGCAUCGUGACGUCAGACUGGGACAUGCGGGAGGGCACGGGCUGCACCGAGGGGCACACGGGCACCUCUGCUGCGGCCCCCCUGGCUGCGGGGAUGGUGGCGUUGAUGCUGCAGGUCCGUCCGUGUCUGACCUGGAGAGACGUCCAGCAUAUCAUUGUCUUCACAUCCACCAGGUUUGAUGACCGUAUCGCUGGAUGGCAGAUCAACGGAGCCGGGUUAAGCCACAGUCACAAGCACGGCUUCGGGCUGCUCAACGCGUGGCGGUUGGUCAAUGCCGCAAAGAUCUGGGAGUCUGUGCCUUACCUCACCUCGUACAGUAGCCCUGUUCAGAAGGAGGGAAAGGACAUUCCCCUACAUCCCAAAGUCUUGGAGGUUGUGUGGAAUGUAACCGCGGAGGACCUGAACUUGUCUGGAAUGAAGACUCUAGAACACGUAGCGGUGACCCUGACCAUCACCCACCCGGCUCGAGGCAAACUGGAGAUCAAACUCUUCUGUCCCAGUGGCAUGUCCUCCCUCAUCGGGGCCAAGCGUGUCGUGGACACUGACGCCUCAGGCUUUAAUGACUGGAUGUUUUCCACUGUGAGGUGCUGGGGUGAGAGAGCAGAAGGCAUCUAUAAGCUUACCGUCCAUGAUUCAGGCAAGGACUCACAACAGAAGAGGGGCUCCUUAAAGAAAAGCCAACUUGUCCUCUAUGGCUCUUCCUGGUCAUUUGAAGAUGUCCAGCAACGGAGAAGGCUGGUGGAGGGAGCGAUGAGCGGACAGUUCCUGAACGACAGCUUCUCACUGCCUUGUCCCUUGGGAUUGGAAAUCUCCGACCAGGAAUCGACUGUGAUGGCACCAAACACACUCAAGAUGUUGCUGUUACUGGGCUGCUUUGCUGUCUUCUGGUCGAUCUAUUACACUCUGGAGGUCAUCUACACCAGGAAAACGUUUGAGUUCAGCAUGUGGUGUAACAGGUACCCCUGUGAGCAGUACAGCUCCCUGCACAGUGAGGAGCUCAAUAAAUGCACGUCUGAACUCCAACCCCUGCAGGCCCCGACCUCUGGCCAGGACCCCGGGGAUCAGUGGCCUUUGACUGUCGACGGUGAUCACAGAGUCGGAGACCACAGACCUCUGAGGUGUCCGGCCACAACUGGAACUGACUCCGUCCACUUGACCUCGAGACAACCUGCGGAGAGAGUGGGCCCCACCCAAACCCCGGGGGUCACCGGCAACAUCCCGCGGGGGACGCUGCUCUUUGCCCUCGAGGACGAAACCACAUAACAUUGAGUCAACGGAGUGAACUCUCUCGGACGUCACUGGGAAGCGCAGAGGCUCUGACGGUCACUCGCCAGCACUUGGCCUCCAGAUCACAACACGGAGUCUCGCUGGGCACCCGUCAACCCCCCACCCCCACCGGGUGAGGAGGUUGGGGGGAAGAGAAGGUUGGGGCUGGGGGGGAGUCAUGUGGGUUUGUGUCUCUUAUACGACCAGUCCCUCUCCAAAUUCAGUCUCUUUUCCCUCAUGCCCCGCCCUCCCACGUUUUACCCCGCACCCCACCCCCAGCUCUGUCCUGCCCGCUCGCUCCGUCCCCACCACUCACCGGCCCCUGAGGUCUCAACGCAUCUCUCUUCACUUUCCCCCUGGUGUAACUAGAUGUGCGGUGUCGGGACUUUCUGCUUUAUCUCCGUCUCCCCUGUCUCCCCACCCCCACCACAGGGCGUAACUCUCUCUCCGACCGACCGCUGCCAAGGUUCUGCUCAGCUUAUUCACAUGGACAUUUGGCUGUUGACUCGUUCCCAGCUCCCAGACACGGUCAAUAUUGAGGUACAAUUACCUUUCACUCUCUCUCUCUCCCCCUCGCUUCCCCUCUCUCCUCUCUCUCCCUCUCUCGGGACAGUGCUGGACAGACUGGGUUGGAAUGUCCUUAGUUAGCUGCCCGGUGCGGGUCAGAAAUGGGAACCAAGUUUCAAGCCUUUGUGUUUACGAGUGGCUUGUGGCACAGGGGCCAAUCUCUCAUUGGGCAUCUCCCUCAGACCCCAGACCACAUCCAUCACCACAUCCUUUCUCCCCCACCCCCAGCCCUGCUGCAACCUUGACCGUAUCAUCGCUGGUUGAAGUUAGUUAACAGAAAGGGAUUUGAGGAUUCUCAGUGCGAGGCUGGAAAUGAGUUUCUGUGAAUUUAGCCAUGGGAAGAAAAUGGCCUGAAGGGAGACCGGAAACAUGGAGAAGAAGGGAAAAUAAGCGCUGUUAUUCAUACUCUCCUCACUUCCACGACUGAAGACUGUUCAAUUAAAUCUUCUUCAAUCGCUUCAGUUCAGAGGCCACCUAGUUAGUCAACAGGAUUCCCUAAGCUUCUCCUCAACCUCUCCGCUAGUGUCAAAACCAUUCCUGAAACAAACCUCAUCUCCAUAUUCUUGACCGAUCCACGACUAUUUGUGGGACGCUGUUGUGCGCAAUUAGAUGCCACGUUU